Messenger RNA from Agelaius phoeniceus (red-winged blackbird), 1463 nucleotides. RefSeq names its product small nuclear RNA activating complex polypeptide 1 (gene SNAPC1). The record is from RefSeq and is a predicted model, not a curated record. NCBI's taxonomy places the organism in Eukaryota, Metazoa, Chordata, Aves, Passeriformes, Icteridae. Gene Ontology annotation, cellular component: snRNA-activating protein complex. Gene Ontology annotation, biological process: snRNA transcription by RNA polymerase II; snRNA transcription by RNA polymerase III. Gene Ontology annotation, molecular function: sequence-specific DNA binding.
AGCGCGGAGCUGGCGCGAUGAGCGCCGUGCCGGGACUGAAGGAGGACUGUGAGGAGCUGCUCGGAGCCUUCCAGCAGGCAGACACCGUCCGCUUCGAGCGCUUCGCCGAGCUGUGGAGGGAGCGCCGCUUCCACACCAUCUUCUAUGGUAGAAUGAGAGCUUUGGAGAGGAAUAAGAUCACAAAGAAGACUCUAGAUGUGGCCCAGCAGUACUUCUUUCCCCCCUACUCCUUCCAGAUCCGAGUUGGUGCUCUGUACCUUCUGUAUGGGCUCUAUAAUGCCCAGCUUUGUCAGCCAAAACAAAAGAUCAGAAUUGCACUCAAGCAUUGGCCUGAAAUCCAGAAAUUCCAGCUGGAUCUGCUUGAUGCCCAGCACUAUGAUGCAGUCUAUAUCUUCAGGAGACUGCGACUUGCCAGAGCCUUCCAUUUCACAGCAAUGCCAAAGCUACUGACCUACAGAACUAAGAAGAAGAUUGAGAAAAAUUAUUUUAAAGAAGAAUUUAAGGACCCAAGCAAUAGAGUAAACAGCCUCAUCACUAAUGAUGUAUUGGAGGAACUGAUGAAUAUUCACGACCACUACCAGAAAAUGAAGUGUGUCAUUUCAGCUGACAAAUCCCAGCCAGACAAGGCCCUGAGCUUGAUAAAAGAUGACUUUGUGGUUAAUCUCAAAGACAUAACCUUGGAACAUCAGGAAUGGCAGCAGAACAGAAUGAAAUUACUCCGAAAUGCUAAAGUAGUUCCUGAAGCAGAAGACAAAAAGAAAGAGGAGACUUUGCUAAAAUCAGAGGGUUCUGAAAGAGCAAAUGCCCUGGCAAGAAUCAAAUACAAGUCUUAUUCUGCAGUUGUUGAGGUUUCCAGAUCCAGGAGACAUCGGCAAGUGCAGUUGGAAUCCUCUGAAUCAGGGCCCAGUUGUGGGAAGUCUCCAGGUCGAAGUAAAAAAGCCAGCAGGACACCACAGCCAGCAAGGAGAAGUUCUUCAGAAGUUAGAGGUGAAAUGCAAGUGGCAGAGGAAACUGUAACUCGGCAUAUCGGGAUGCCAGUAAUCAUAGAAGAGGACUCAGAGGAAGGAGAAGUAUCUCUCCCCAAGAGGAGAAAACGACGUUAGAGGAUCCAGCUGGAGAAGCACUAAUGUUAAUUUUAAUGACAAAAUGAAAAUGUCAGAGGUAAUACCAAGUGCUUGUUGUGGAUACCUUUGAACAUAAAAGAAGUGUCUGGGACCAGAAGCACAGAUGAUGCUGGAAGGGAUGCUGGUAGUGACUGGGAUACUUCAGCUGUCUUGUGGAGCCUUUAUUCACCUGGUGAACGCUUUUUGUGGGAGACUGAAGUUGCUGUGUCCUGACUGAGCUGGAAAGAGAAGGCUCAGAGAAUAUUUACCCAUGUAAGACAUGUCUAUAAUCCUUUAUCUCUGAACAUAAGGGUUAUUGACUGUUGAAAAUUAGUGCAAUAAAUUAUUUUUCACGCUUGA